This is a messenger RNA of Trichomycterus rosablanca, 2761 nucleotides long. It is a transcript of the gene nr2f5, whose product is annotated as nuclear receptor subfamily 2, group F, member 5. The record is from RefSeq and is a predicted model, not a curated record. The transcript has 4 exons. The coding region runs from base 579 to 1790 and encodes 403 amino acids. NCBI's taxonomy places the organism in Eukaryota, Metazoa, Chordata, Actinopteri, Siluriformes, Trichomycteridae. Gene Ontology annotation, biological process: cell differentiation; anatomical structure development; regulation of transcription by RNA polymerase II. Gene Ontology annotation, molecular function: zinc ion binding; RNA polymerase II cis-regulatory region sequence-specific DNA binding; nuclear receptor activity.
CCUCGAUUUCUUAUCGCAGAAUUACUUUACUACUUUACCACGUUUGCAGUAUUGUGGUUCACGAAUUGUUCGUGAAACUUUUAUAGACUUAGAGGUUUAAGGACGUUCAACGCGUUGCUACGGGGAGCGCGCAUGCGAGUUUAAUUACCUGCUUGUUUUGCAUGCAUGUUUUGCGCUGUUUUGUAAAAUGAGUUAAGAAUAAAAUCUCUCCUGACAUUUUUUUUAAACGUCUGAAAUGCGUGAAAGUUUAAACUGGACUUUGCCUUGGAACAGAAACUUUUGCGCAUGCAACACAAACUCUGGACAGAUCACAUCUUUGCGUCUAGUUUGUGCGCUAAGGAGCCGCGUUCUGGACUUUUGAUCAUGUCACCGUUGCGCGCACAUUACAAACUUUACGACCUUCAUCAUUAAAAUAAACAAGGGCUUAUUUAUUUUUACGAAAAAACUUUUUUUUGUUGGUGAAUCAUUUUUAAAUCUAGCAAAAAUCUCGACGGACGCACGCGUUGGAUUUGCAAUCUCCGGCGUAACGGGGUCCCGCAAGCAGAUUUAACAUUUAACCCACAACGCUACGGGAUAGCAUGGCAAUGGUAGUAAACCAGUGGCAGGAAAGCAUCGCAGCAGACCCCAGCUCUCAGCUGCAGAUGUGCGGCCAGGAGCCCGGCGGAGCCCCUACCACCCCGUCCGGCUCCACGCCGGGGACCGACGCGCUGGGAGCAGACAAGCUUACCAACGUGGACUGCAUGGUGUGCGGGGACAAAUCGAGCGGUAAACACUACGGCCAGUUCACAUGUGAGGGCUGCAAGAGCUUUUUUAAGCGCUCUGUGCGACGCAACCUGACCUACAGCUGCCGCGGGAACCGGGACUGUCCUGUGGACCAGCACCACCGCAACCAGUGCCAGUACUGCCGCCUCAAGAAAUGCCUUAAAGUGGGCAUGAGGAGAGAAGCUGUCCAGCGAGGACGCAUGUCCAGCUCUCAGUCAAGUCCAGGCCAGUACCUAGCCAAUGGAAAUGACCCUUACAAUGGACAGCCUUACCUGUCAGGCUUUAUCUCACUGUUGCUGCGAGCGGAGCCAUACCCCACGUCCCGCUAUGGUGCUCAGUGCAUGCAGUCAAACAAUCUGAUGGGCAUCGAGAAUAUCUGCGAGUUAGCGGCUCGUCUUCUUUUCAGCGCUGUAGAGUGGGCCAAGAACAUUCCCUUCUUUCCAGACCUGCAACUUAUGGACCAGGUGGCACUGUUGCGGAUGUCGUGGAGCGAGCUGUUUGUGCUAAAUGCUGCGCAGUGUUCCAUGCCACUACAUGUAGCACCCCUGCUGGCUGCUGCUGGCCUGCAUGCCUCCCCUAUGUCGGCCGAGCGCGUGGUGGCCUUCAUGGACCAUAUCCGCGUCUUUCAGGAGCAGGUGGAGAAGCUGAAGGCCUUGCAGGUGGACACUGCUGAGUACUCCUGCCUUAAAUCCAUUGUGCUGUUUACUUCAGAUGCUAUGGGUCUGUCAGAUGUUGCCCAUGUGGAGAGCAUACAGGAGAAGUCUCAGUGUGCCCUUGAGGAGUAUGUAAGAAACCAGUACCCCAACCAGCCCAACCGUUUCGGGCGACUGCUGCUGCGGCUUCCGUCACUGCGCAUCGUCUCAUCGCCCGUCAUCGAGCAGCUCUUCUUUGUGCGCCUAGUGGGCAAAACACCAAUUGAGACACUGCUCAGGGACAUGCUGCUUUCUGGUUCUAGCUACAACUGGCCCUACAUGCCCGUCCAGAGAGAACGGCCACUUUCCCUUCACUACAAUGAGAACGGGCCUUGACCUCAUCCUUAGCAGAACAUCUUCUAGUUCUCAUCAGCAUCUGUUUGACAUUCAAAUGAGCCAACAGUCAAGUCUGUGGUUGGGAAUGGAACUCACGAGAGCUGUUCAGCAGUCGCUCUGUAAUGUUUACGAUCGUGACUGAGAGCUUGCAUCAGUGCUGACUGACAAGUAAUUUUCGGAGUCCAUUUCUGAUUUUUAAACAAACCAGAAGCCAUUAAAGCAGAUACCAAAGUGGGCAUCUUUUUUACCAGGAGAUUUUGAGACAUUUGGUCUGUGUGGGGUUUAAAGAGAACUUUUAUCCUAAAGAGACUGAAGAACUCAGAAAGUGUGCAGCUGUACUGCAUUUAUGUGAGAAACAUUAAAGCUGGUUAGUAAAGUGACAAGUGAGACUGAAUAUGUAAGCCAGCUUUAGAGCCAUUGCCAAAUCAAAAAUGGUAUGAGAACUGUGUGCCAGUAUUGGUGACAAAAGUUUGUAUUCGUCUCAGUGUUAUUUUAGGUCUCUGAAGGAAUUUAAAACAUGAAAGAGGCACUUCAGUCAACCCAUUUUCUCUAUGCUCUUUUCAGCUACCACCAAAAAACUAGCACAGGUAGGUAGAAACAAUAUAGUUGCCAAAAAAGGUCUUAGUCCAUAUUUUUUUUAUGUUAUUAAGCAAAACACAAAACAAUAUAUCAGUCGGGACCUCAGCUAAACAUAUAGUCGGCUCUUAAGAACAGAACUCCAAGCUAUAUGAAGCAACAGUAUUUUGUAAUUUUUCUAGCAUUUUGUUCGAGUCUGUUGAAGUUCAGCUGUCACAGUUGUAACAUGGCACUACAGCUUUUAAAGGCAACACUUGGAUGUAUAAACCACAGGGGCCUAAGAAAGCACGACCUGUUAUAUUAGUUCACAGAAUAUUUCUAUAAGAGUUUUUUCUGUAUUUUAGGUUUGAAAGAAAAGAAUCAGUGAAAUAAAAGUUUUCAUUCACAACAUUAAA